AUCAGAGUCCAGCUAACACAGAUUUUGACUUUAAUUUCAGAUUUGCAGUUUAACUGAAGAGGACCACCAUCAUGACUCCAGUAAUCUCCGUCAUCAUCCUCCUCUCGUUGAUGGUCUAUCCUCCGGGUGCAACAGGAGCUCCAACAAACAAGUCGAUGGACGUCUCUCACAUCAUCGAGAAAACUAAUGCUGGCGUCUCUCAAAUCAUCCAGAAAGCUAAUGCUGCCAUAAACAAGUCGAUGGACGUCUCUGAAAUCAUCAAGAAAGCUAAUGCUGGCAUAAAAACACCCCUGAUCCACGGUGACAUUGUACCAAAUUUAAAGAGGAAUGCCGACCCCUGCGUGACCAAAGGCUGCUUGUGGCCCAAAACUGGAAGUUACGUCUACAUGCCCAUCACCAUCGGCCCCGAAUACACCACCGCAGAGAGCAACAUCAUCAUUAAUAGCCUGUUGACCUUCCAUCAAUACACCUGCAUUCGCUUUGUCUGGCGUACUACGCAACAGGAUUACCUCAGCUUCUUCUCUGGAACUGGGUGUUGGUCCUACGUGGGCCGUCAGAGAGGCGUACAGCAGGUCUCCCUGAUGAAAAACGGUUGUCUGUACACGAACAUUGUGCAGCACGAGGUUCUCCACGCUCUGGGCUUCCAUCACGAGCAUGCCCGCUCCGACAGAGACUCUUAUGUCUCCAUCAACACCGCGAACAUUCAGCCAGGAUUUGAAUCAAACUUCGUGAAGGUGGCAACUAACAACUUGGGUACUCCCUACGACUUCAACUCUGUCAUGCAGUAUGGCAAAAACUCCUUCUCCAAAAACGGCUUGCCAACCAUCAUCGCUAAGGCGAAUCCUAAGCUUGUGUUUGGAACCGCCGUACAGAUAAGUGUCAAUGACAUUGCCCGCAUCAACAAGCUUUACAGAUGCUAAAAUCUUCCAGAAGUUGUUUCAGCUUGUUAGAAUUGAUGGAAGAAAACGCUGGGGAUAAAUGCAUUUUUCCUGAAAGAGGGAUUACUUAGUCUUACUUUUCUUUCUUUUUAAUCAUUUGUGAUUUGAUUUAAAUCAUUUACUCACUUCUUUACUGAUUUUAAAAUAUAAACUUUAUUUCUUUGGUUGUUUUUCAU
Messenger RNA from Perca fluviatilis (European perch), 1114 nucleotides. RefSeq names its product high choriolytic enzyme 1-like. The transcript has 11 exons. Gene Ontology annotation, molecular function: metalloendopeptidase activity; zinc ion binding. Bases 72 to 920 code for a protein of 282 amino acids. Gene Ontology annotation, biological process: proteolysis. The record is from RefSeq and is a predicted model, not a curated record. Lineage: Eukaryota; Metazoa; Chordata; Actinopteri; Perciformes; Percidae.